Molecule: messenger RNA, 4203 nt
Organism: Cylicocyclus nassatus
Lineage: Eukaryota; Metazoa; Nematoda; Chromadorea; Rhabditida; Strongylidae
Source: the annotation of a GenBank genome assembly
AUGGGGCCAUCGCUAAAGCCGCACAAAACAAGGAUCACGAAAUUGGCGAACACACUGGAAGAGAUGAUAGAAAGCUCCCAACAUAUGGUGGCUUUCGAAGUCCCCAUUAUGGAGAACGAAGAAGAGUCAAUGGAUCUCUUACGAACUAGGAUAAAAUCGAUACAGCACCGCCACACCAACAUCACCACAACCAAAGCAGCACUAGAGACAGCGGUCUCUAGUUAUCAGGAAGCCUUCAACUCGUUGGACAACAACUCUCAGCAAGAAGAACGAACAUCCCAAGAGACGUAUGUUGACCGUGCUUGGGAUCUAACAGCGACGGCACUCUCCCUUCUUAACAAACUGGACGAAAAGGAGACAGAACUUUCUUCCAGACUGGAUAACUUCGCCCAAGCGGCAAGAAGAAGAGAGAGACAACUCGAAACCGUCAACACACCUCAGGCAUCCAACGAGUCGUCAAGAUGGACAACCCCGCCACCGUCCCAGCUGCAAUCAUUGCUGCCCAGGCUGCAACUUCCCAAGUUUAGCGGAAGACGCGGGGAAUGGGGGUCCUUUUGGGCCAUAUUCCAAGUCACCGUGGACGAACAGCCAAUCCCCACGAUGAUCAAAUUCAACUACCUUCUCCAGUCGCUAGUAGGAGAGGCAAGGCAGACGGCAGCACAGUUUCAGGUGGUAGAAGCAAGCUAUCAACUAGUCAUAGAAGCUCUCAAAAAGAAGUAUGGCGAAGACGCAUCCAUCAUCGAAGACUUGUUGAUGCAGCUCGAAACCACCAAGGCGGAGGGACUGUCCACUAAGCUACAGGCUAAUCUACUAGAACGAAUUACAGCCAUCCUGACGCAACUAGCCGCGAAAGGCCAGGAUGUCAAUCAAAGACUAGUGCUCAACCUAGUCUUACGAAAAUUCAGUGCCGAAAUCCAAGCAAAGGCAUUCGAAAGGCGAGAGAGGCUCACAGAUUCGCAACAGUGGACGUGGUCAGUUCUCCAAAAGGACUUACAAGACAUUAUCACUACCAAAGAAAGGAUAGAAAGGAGUCAAGAACUGAUCACGAAGCCUCAUACGCCACUCUCUCCCCUAAGGGGAGAAAGUCAGGAGAGACGCCCGAUACCAGCCUGCAUCUAUUGCAAACGAAGUAAUCAUCGAUCAGUGGAGUGCAGGACUGUUCCAAUAUCGGAGCGAGCAGCGUUCUUGGCGAGGAAUCAGCUGUGCACAAAUUGUGGAAGGCCGAACCACACUGCACAGAACUGUAGGAGUCAAGGAUGCUUCAGAUGUGGACUCAAGCACCAUUCAUCCACAUGCCGAAGACUAUUACCGCCGCCGAACCACGAACAAUCUACAGGGACGACAACGAAGCCCCAACAAAUCAAUCAGCCAGCUCGAAUAGUUCCCACACCCAACGUUGCACGAAUGCAGCAGAGAGGAACAACACAAGCCACACAUAGGCAAACCACACAAAACCUGGUCACUAUAGAAGAAGAUAGGAAAAAGAAAAAACCUGUGACGAAAACAGCAUCCACUACAUUACAAACCAGUUGCGAAGAUAACGAGUUAGACAUAUAUGAUAACUACUGGAAGAUGGAAUCCACAGGGAUCGAAGAAUACACAGGAACCGAGAAAGAAGCUAAAAAGAUCCAAGAGGAUCAAAUUCUCAAGAAAUUCAAGGAAACAAUUGUACGAAAACCAGACGGAUAUUAUGUACGGCUUCCUUGGAAGGAGCCUCACGAAUACCUACCAGAUAAUAGAUCCAUUGCACUAGCCAGAUUGAAGUCACUGCUCAGACAGUACGAAGACCGCAAAGAAUUCCUACAGGAGUUCGAUAACAUCUUCAAAGAUCAAUUCCAGAAAGGGAUUAUCGAAGUAGUGGAAGACAAGGCCGGCAAACCUCGACCUAAAGGCCAAAUCAUCCACUAUCUGGCACAUCAAGCAGUGAAAACCAUCAACAUAAAAACAGUUUAUCUCCUAUCAGACUCGGAAAUAGCCUUGAGUUGGCUGAAGAACGAAAGCCCACAGAAGACUACAGGAGUCUUAGUAACGAAUAGAAUCAAAGAAAUUAAGAAAAUAGCGAAGAAACUAGAGCAGGAAGGGGUAAACACCUAUUUCGGCUACAUUAACACGAAGGUAAACCCAGCAGACUGCGCCACACGAGGUCUUACAGCCGAGGAAUUGCAAAAUCAUAUAUGGUGGGAUGGCCCUCCGACCUCGCUCACGGACGAAAAUGCCAUUUACGAAGGGCUAGAACGAUUCCAAUUGACCCCUGAUCCUGCUGAAGUAUUGCAGAUCUCGAAUGCGAGCCACCCACUCAUACAUGUGGAACGAUUUAGCUCGCUUCGAAGACUGAAAAGAACCGUAGCGUACGUUGGCAUAUUCCUGAACAAAUUGGCGAAGAACUUACCAGAGGAAUCGAAGCAGAAAAUUAGAAGAGCCAGUGGAAUUCAGGAAGCUACGGAUAAACUCCAAGGAGCAGAUCUUAUGCAAGCAGAAAGGACUAUUAUUAAGCUCCACCAGAAAGAACACGAAGCUCUGAUAACAGCCAACGAACAACGAAAACUCAACAUUACCAGAGACGAUAAAGGGACGGAGAAUCCAAAUCAAAUACGCCAAGUCGAGCUCAGAAUGCCAAACGGAAAAGUGACGAAGAGGCCAGUAAACAGUCUCAUACCACUUGAGUUACUGGAUUCGGAUCCCGGUCACGAACAACUAUCAACUCACGAACACCCGAGCGCACCCACCCAACCCGAACUUCCAAGCGAACCUUCACCCGAAACCCCAAGGCGUCCAAAACGAAGCCCCUCUAGAUACUACCCGUACAGCCUCGAAGAGUACGAAAUCAAUUCGAUUACCACAGACGAAAAAUCAAUUACACAGCCAAACACGUAUAUUUUCAGAAUGCAGGAACAAGGACAAGGUUACGAAUCCCUCGACUCCUUUCUUCAGACUCUGAAUCAACGCCGGUCGAUGUUCAAUGAGAAAGAACUACAGAGACGCUUGGACAUCGUGUACGAAGAAACUACUAAGCUUAUGGCACAAGGACAGCAAAUAGUCACGAAGGCUACAGACCUGAAGAACGAAGCCGCCAAUUACGAACCAGUUCCGGAAAAGUCAAAGCCACUUUACGACAGGAAGAACGAGCUACUUGCAUCCAUUCAUCUUCUCAAACAGCGAUGGGAACACGUUCACGUAGUCUCUAUACUUCUCUGGGACGCAUACGACAUGUUAGUUCACCUGAAUCCACCAACAUUCUUCAAUAGGGUAGCGUUCGAACAACGACCAAGGCCAAGAGGACACUAUACCAAGGAUGACAGCAUAACCACCAUUCGCGAAGAGCAGCAUCAGCUCAACGGCCUCCAAGCACAGCUUGAAAUACUUACAAUCGACCCUUUCCUCAAUCCGUAUAUUGAUAGCGACGAAAAGAAACCAUACAUCAGUGAAGUCUCCGAUGCCGACAUUCACGCCAAGCUGGACAACAUCGAAAAGCUGAUCCAAAAACGGAUUGACGACACAUCUAUCACUAAAAGAUCACCGGACACGGAAUCAAUGCUCAGGAAGCUACAUCGAAUCGAAACCAUCCUUAUCGAAGACAAAGCAAGACGCACCGAGGAUACAUUGUCUCAGCAACUAGUUCAGCUGACGGAGCUACUUCAACAGACGUCCACGAAUUUGGAAAAUAAGAUAAACAACAACACCGAACUUAUCGUGAACUCCAUCAUCAAUUUACUGACCCAGGUUUCGGAACUCCUACGCACAGGCCACCAGCCCAAGUCACCCGACCGUCACCGUCAUAAUAGCAGUUCACCAGUCGCCAGAAGGCAGAAGCCUCGAAGAAGCCGCUCGAGACAACCCGCCAAAAGACCACCUCGAGACCCCGAAUUGGCUCUUCUGCAUCGUAAACUCGAUCACCUAGCACAAUGUGAGAAGAGAUUGUACGGACUGGACGCUCCGCAGCCAUCGACACCCCACAAAUGUACCUUCUGCUUCGCUAUACAUAACGAAGAUGCCUGUGUCGCCUUCAAAACAGUCGAAGAAAGAAGAGCCGUCGUACGGAGCCGCAACCUCUGCAUCCAUUGCCUCGGCAACUCCUGCGUGAAACCCUGCCCGGACCGAAUCGCAUGUAAUUACUGUAAAAGCAAGUCGCAUCACUACGCCUUAUGCCCACUUCCAGAAGAACGUAGCGCCCUCGAAGAGCAAAUCGCCAUGUACCAUCACUAA